AUGGACGAUGCGGCAUGCUCGCAAAUACAACUCCUUGAGGUUACAGAACAGUCAUCUUGGUACAACGUGGUGGAACGUCAAAUGGAGCCCUUGACUGCUUUUGAUUGUGUCUUGAUGCGACAAGACCCGCCAUUUGACAUAGAAUACUUUUAUUACACGCAUCUGUUGGAGGCUGCUAGUGGACAAGGUGCGGUGGUUUACAAUUACCCAGAAGCGUUGCGUAACGUUCCAGAAAAAUUGUCUCUGCUAGAGUUUGCUGAAUAUGCGCCAGAGACGUUAAUUACACGCGAUUUAGCACAGAUCAAGGUAUUCCAUGAUGAACAUCAGGAUAUAAUUAUCAAACCGCUUGAUGGCAUGGGAGGGCGGGGAGUUUUUCGGGUCAAAGCAGACAGUCUAAAUUUAUCGGCCAUUGUAGAAACCCUCGGUAAUUUUGGUGCAAACUUAUUGAUGAUUCAGAAGUUCUUACCCGAAAUCUCACUGGGGGAUAAACGUAUUUUGAUUUUUGGUGGAGAGCCUAUACCCUAUGCCUUGGCGCGUAUUCCACAAAAAGGUGAGGUGCGCGGUAAUAUGGCUGCAGGUGGCAAACCUGUUGCGCAGGCUAUGACAGAAGAUGAACUGUUGAUAGCGCGUGAAAUAGGUGAGCGUUUGUGGCAAAAAGGUUUAUUUCUAGUUGGCUUAGAUAUGAUUGGCCUGAAAGUUACGGAAAUUAAUGUGACGAGCCCCACG
Molecule: messenger RNA, 726 nt
Organism: Darwinula stevensoni
Lineage: Eukaryota; Metazoa; Arthropoda; Ostracoda; Podocopida; Darwinulidae
Source: the annotation of a GenBank genome assembly